Molecule: messenger RNA, 2611 nt
Organism: Vicia villosa (hairy vetch)
Lineage: Eukaryota; Viridiplantae; Streptophyta; Magnoliopsida; Fabales; Fabaceae
Product: cysteine-rich receptor-like protein kinase 10
Exons: 7
Coding region: 76-2055 (659 amino acids)
Biological process (GO): protein phosphorylation
Molecular function (GO): protein kinase activity; ATP binding
Source: RefSeq, a predicted model, not a curated record
UCAACAAGAAAACAAUCAAAAGGAAAAAGCUCAAACAAACAUAACAAACUUCAACUCUUUCUGCUCGUACCUGAAAUGUUUCAGCUCCUCUUUCUCUUCGUCUGCCUUACCUCAAUAACUUCAACAUCAUCAUCACUAUCUCCAACUUACAAUGAUAUUUACUGUCCAAACAACACAACCUUCGAUUCCAACAACAAAACAAUACUCAAAUCAAAUCUCAAUGUCCUCCUCUCCUCUCUCGUCACCAACGCCACGCUAGGCGGAGCGGAUUUUUACUCAACCUUCAUGGGAUUGGGAACAACCAACGUUGUCAACGGUGUUUUCCUCUGCCGUGGUGACAUUAACUCCACCAUGUGCCAGAGUUGUAUAACCACCGCAGCUAGAGAUAUUACACGCCUCUGUCCUAACAAAACGGAGUCGAUUAUAUGGUAUGACGAAUGCAUGCUGCGUUACACUAAUCGUUACUUUAGCCCCACGAGUAUCGUCCCAAGAGCGAAUUUGAACAACGGAAAGAACAUCACUUCCUCGAAAUUGGAUACCUUUAAUGGAAAGUUGUUAAGUUUCUUGGAUAGAUUGGCUACAGAAGCUGCAAAUUCUCAGACUACGGAGCAAUUCGCGACUGGAGAAGAUAACUUCAACUUAAGCAUAAGCAGCUCUUUGGUUUAUGGGUUGGCGCAGUGUGUCAAUGGAUUGACGAAGGUUGAGUGUGAGGGGUGUUUAGUAAAUGCGUCGAGAACUCUUCUUACAUGUUGUGAAGGAAAACAAGGUGCUAGAGCUCUUCUUGCAUGGUGUAAUAUCAGAUAUGAUUCCUACAAGUUUUACAAUACAACCGAUGAUUCAUCUUCGCUUCCUCCUCCUUCCGGAAAGAACAAGUCCGGGUCAAAAACAAGAACGGUCUUGAUUGUUGUCAUUGUUACCGGGUCAAUAAUUCUGUUAUGUUUAGGCUGCUAUUUCCUCAUGAGAAGAUUAGCUUGGAAGAAAUAUAAAACUCUUAUGAGAGAAAAUUUUGGUGAUGAAAGUGCGGCGUUAGAGUCACUGCAAUAUAGUUUAGCGACAGUUGAAGCAGCCACAAAGAAAUUUUCAUCAGAGAAUAAAAUAGGCAAGGGGGGAUUUGGAGAGGUUUACAAGGGUAUUCUUAUAGAUGGAAGGCAAAUAGCUGUGAAAAAGCUAUCACUGAGUUCAGGACAAGGUGCAGUAGAGUUCAUAAAUGAGGUUUUACUAAUAGCCAAACUUCAGCAUAGAAAUUUGGUAACCUUAGUAGGCUUUUGCUUGGAAGACCAAGAGAAAAUGCUCAUUUACGAAUACGUGCCCAACAAAAGUCUCGAUUACUUUCUAUUUGAUCGUAACAAGACUAGAUUACUACAGUGGUUUGAACGUUAUAAAAUCAUCGAAGGAAUUGCACAUGGCAUACAUUAUCUACACAACCAUUCAAGGUUGAAGAUUAUUCAUCGAGAUCUUAAACCUAGUAAUGUAUUGUUAGAUGAUAAUAUGAAUCCUAAAAUAUCUGAUUUCGGCAUGGCAAGAUUGGUUGCCCUAGAUCAAGAUCAGGGAAGUACAAACAGAAUUGUUGGAACAUAUGGCUAUAUGUCUCAAGAAUAUGCAAUGCAUGGACAAUUUUCAGAAAAAUCAGACGUAUUCAGUUUUGGAGUCAUAAUUUUGGAGAUAAUUAGUUCAAAAAGGAAUGCCCGUUCUCUUUUAUCAGAUAGUGACGAUGACCUAUUGAGCCAUGCUUGGAAACAAUGGAUGAAUCAUACACCAUUAGAACUAGUAGACCAAGAUAUAAAAGAAUCAUGCAACCAUAGUGAAUUGGUUAAGUGUAUUCAAAUUGGAUUAUUAUGUGUUCAAGAGAAACCUGAUGAUAGACCUACAAUGGCAACAAUUGUUUCGUAUCUCACUAGCCCUUCCGCGGAGUUGCCAUUUCCAAGAGAGCUGACAGAGUCUAUGCGCAGUGGAAUACUGCAAAAGAUUGUAAGAGAAGGGUUUAGUUCGACUUCUAUAUCAACAUUCAAUGAAAUAAGUACAUCAGUAAGUUCUGCAUUUUCUGCCACUGCUUAGAAGUUAGAAUUCAUGUAAAUUUGUUACUUCCAAAUUUUGUGUUGUAUAUUGCAUAUAUCAUGUUUGAAUUGAAUCACAAUAAUUUUUAAAUAUCGAUGAUUCAAAUUACCUUGAAGCCUAUGCGGUUAACAGAAAGUUUGUGUUUAGUGCACUUUUUUUUAUCAAAGUUCAGAGAAUGCUGACAGAUGCACUUACAGAUUUUUCAUCUGGGAGAUCCUCACAUGAGUAGCAGAAUUUGAAUCUAGUUAUACCUUUGUAAUUACCGAAAAAUACAUAUUUUUCAAUAUAGCUGAAGAAAGAAGAUGAGAUGAUGGACUCACAGUUUACAUCUUGGACAAUCUUCUUAGCAUUUGCCACAUUCAGAAAACAUCUGCUUGAAAUCUCCCAUUAUAUAGUCUUGGAUUUCCUUAGAAAAUAGAAAUGUGGAAUUUAAAAGUAUCUCAAUCUCGACAAAGUGGACACCGCAUUCUUAAUGUCUCGAAUAGUUAAGUUAUAACACCCAAGCAAAUCCAAGAUCUCGAGGUUAGGACUUAGGACACCCCUGACAUAUUGAUUU